AUGGCACUUUCACAUCGCCAUAUCCUCAUCGCGGUUGUCGUUGUGAUUUAUUCCUUAUGGAUUUUUCACGUACCCAAAGACAUUGAGAAAGUUGUGCCCAAGCUCUACUCUCGGCCCACCACAAUCCACGUGCGUCUCCCUGAUGGUGUUGAGGACACUGAUAAUCUGGAGAAACGGAUGUUAUCACAAGUCGCAGAACAAUGGAUGGAUUUUUGUUGGAUCAAGGGAGCCUACUUGCCUUGGCCGUUUCCUCCCAUUCAAAUUGACAAUGCUGGUUUACGCUACAUUCCUCCUGGACUUUUGGAACGGAUCAUCUCCAAAAACGAAACAGAAAUUCGUUACAAGGUGGACAAUCCUGGCAUGAUGUUCACCUUGCUACACACCCAUCGAGGACGUGUUUCGUUCGACUACCAUGGAUACAAUUGCAGCAUUGUUACGGCACGUGACCACGAAGUAUCCGUCUGCGACGCUACGGUUGUCAUGAAGUGGCAAGUGGAAAUGCGUCCAAGAAUCAUGUCCAACUUUAUUAUGCAACAACUCACGGCGGCCAUUGUAUCAUUCUACUCGAGAAAUUUCCAACUGCAUAUGCAAGAGGAACCAGUUUUCAAACUAUGGAAGCCAAGUACCUGGGACACUCACAAGAUUCAAGAAGACGUGGAAUGGAGGGAUGGGUAUCUUGAGGAAUAG
Molecule: messenger RNA, 687 nt
Organism: Seminavis robusta
Lineage: Eukaryota; Bacillariophyta; Bacillariophyceae; Naviculales; Naviculaceae
Source: the annotation of a GenBank genome assembly